GACAUAUCUGGCAACGAACAUAAUUAUGUUAAUGGUGAUGGUCCUCCUGCCCCUUGGGAACCUUCUCUAUGUAAAUUUUUUGUCAAAGGGCUGUGCAACAGGGGCAACCAAUGCUCAUAUUCUCAUUCACUUCAAGCAAAAAGAUCUGUCUGCAAGUUCUUCCUUUCUCUCAAGGGUUGUAGAAAUGGAGAUAAAUGUGAAUUUUCUCAUGAUGUGGGUCCAUCAACUUCAUCAUCUUCUCGACCAAGUUUAUGCUUGCCGAAAGAUGAAAUUGUGGAUGCCAAAUCACUUCUGGGAUUGUUUCCCACAUCUUAUGAUGGAUGCAUUCUUUUAUUGGAUGACACCGAUUUUCAUUUCUCCUCACAUCUCUCUCGCCACUAUAAUCCAUCCAAGAUAAUAUCUACAACAGUUCUAUCUGCUGGCUCCCCACUUGAUGCAUCCCUCUCUGGUGUCAGAAUUCUUUGGGGCCUUUCUCACCCCUCCCAGACAAUUAUCUCCAAAGCAGAGGACAACCCAAUCCCAUGGAGUGAAGUCAAGUGUGUCUUAUGGUUUCCCAAAUUCGAUAGUGACAGUGAAAACUUGGAAGAACAGAAGAGUCUUUUGCAAACUUUCUUCAAGUAUCUGGCCAUCCGGAUAUUGGCAGAUGAGUUGCAUGAAGUGCAAGUAAUCCUUACCAUGAACAAUAUUCGGUUUUCUCGAUUACAGGUAAUAGUUAAUCUUUUUGUCAAAAGGAAAGUUUGAGGGUUUUUCCAUAUUCAGAUCUUGCUUUGGAUCUCUCUU
Camellia sinensis is the source of this 780-nucleotide messenger RNA. NCBI's taxonomy places the organism in Eukaryota, Viridiplantae, Streptophyta, Magnoliopsida, Ericales, Theaceae. The record is from RefSeq and is a predicted model, not a curated record.